CGUUCUGUUCUCUUAACCAUCAGUUGAGCACUCUCCGAUGACAUGGGCGCUGGCAGCUCUGUUCCACCGUUGCCCAGCGAGAAGAGCGCUGCGGGCUUGGCUGGACGCCCUGCCAAUGUGGACCACCAGGAAAUGCAGGGUGGCGUGCAGUGGCUCUUGACAGUUGUUGACAAGGAAAAGGAGGAGAAGGCAUGGCUGGCCAAGAAGUUCGAAGACAAAUGCAUGGAAGUGAAAUCCCUUCAGCAGGAGCUGCAGAGAGUCAGAGCGCUGUUGGACCAACGAGGAUCGACAUCCCCCAUCAUCAAGGGUCCAGACAUCUCCAAUCAGGACCAUACAUUCAUUUGUCAAGAGCUGUCGCCCUCCAAAGCAAAACCCAUUGCUCAAAGGCGUGGCUUGCAACUGAGCAUCCAGACACAGAGCCAGCCCAAGGUGGCUUUUCAGACGAACAAGACAGAGCCCUUGUCCCGCGCAAAAUCCAGCCCUGCCCUGUCAGGGGAUGGCAUAGAGCCUAUGUCAGCACUUCUGCGAAGACGGAAGGAGGACUGGACACCAAUUGAUGCUGAUCAAAGUGAGAGUAGAGGUUUGUCUGUGAGCACGGACAAGGUCUUUUCAUUGCUUGGUGAAUGUCCUGCAUCACCCAAGAGAGUGAGGCAUACCUCCAAAGAAUAGAAUGUGAUAAUGUGAUACACUUCUUGACGGACCUGCGGAAAUAUGGGCAAAUGUGCACUCCUUAAAGGGGAGAUGCUGCCCUUCUUUUUCAAGGGCAAGCUUUGCUUUUGGACAGUGAGCUCUUU
Molecule: messenger RNA, 794 nt
Organism: Durusdinium trenchii
Lineage: Eukaryota; Dinophyceae; Suessiales; Symbiodiniaceae
Source: the annotation of a GenBank genome assembly